Malaclemys terrapin pileata is the source of this 3530-nucleotide messenger RNA. RefSeq names its product transmembrane protein 161A (gene TMEM161A). The transcript has 12 exons. The coding region runs from base 79 to 1536 and encodes 485 amino acids. Lineage: Eukaryota; Metazoa; Chordata; Testudines; Emydidae. The record is from RefSeq and is a predicted model, not a curated record.
CUGUGAUUGGUUGCGGGGAGGGCUGGGGUUCCAUGCGCUGACUAGUUGCUGGCUUCGUGCGCGCGCCCCGGCCCCGGCAUGGCUGUGAUGGGGGUGCAGCUGGUGGUGAGCCUGCUUACGGCGAGCAUCAUGCAGAAGAUGUCCCCGCACUGCUCCUUCGCUCGCUGGCUGCUGUGCAACGGCAGCCUGUAUCGCUACAAGCACCCUUCGGAGGAGGAGUUGUGCGCCCUGGCUGGGAAGCAGAAGCCCAAGGCCAAGCGAGACCGGAGGCUGAAUGGGGUCACAGAGGAUAAACCCCUGUCAGUGCCCAGGGACAUCAACCUGCACUUGGAGACCACUCCAGUAACCACAGUGGAUGCUCUUGUGCUGCGCUAUUUCCUGGAGUACCAGUGGUUCGUGGAUUUUGCCGUCUACUCCACCCUCGUCUACCUUUUCACUGAAGGCUACUACUGCCUGGUGGACCCCCAGAAGGAGAUGAAUGUUGGCAUCCUGUGGUGCCUGCUUACGGUCUUCUUCUCCUUCAAGAUCUUCUUCAUGGUGAUGCACCAUUACUUCCGCUCAGAGGAGGGAGGCGAGCGCUCUGUCUGCCUCACCUUCGCCUUCUUCUUCCUCCUCGUUGCCAUGGUGGCACUUGUCGUGCGGGAGGACUACUUGGAGUUCGGCCUCGACUCGGGACUUGCCAAUGUCAGUGAUAACCUGGAGAUUCUCUUAAAGCAGCGAGGAUGGGAAUGGACAGUUCCCAUCACCAAACUGACCUUCAAGCUGGGGCUGGUGGCCCUUUGUUCGUUCAUUGGCGCGUGUCUGACGUUCCCGGGGUUGCGGCUGGCGCAGACUCACCUGGACGCUCUGAAGAUGGCUGCGGACAGGCCAAUGACCCAGAUCCUACUCCAUGCCAGUUUUCUGGCACCCCUGGUCGUGGUGCUCCUGUGGAUCAAGCCCAUUUCCCGAGACUUGCUGCUUCGUGCCCCCAUGGGGAAGCAAACGGUCCAGAUCAUGUCGGACUCGGCCUACAACUCCACACGCCUCUGGACCAUUGUCGCCCUCUGCCUGCUGCGCCUGGCCAUGACGCGCCACCACCUGCAGGCCUACCUCCAGCUGGCAGAGCGCUGGGUGGAGCAGAUGAAGAGGGAAGCUGGGCGCAUCACCGCCCUGGAGAUCCAGCGCAGGGUCACGAGGAUUUACUGCUACGUCACCGUGGUCAGCCUGCAGUACCUGGGCCCCAUCAUCCUCACUCUGCACUGCACGCUGCUCCUCAAAUCGCUGGGUGCCUACUCGUGGGGCCUGUUCCCCGAGCCCCCGCCCGUCUCCCCGGCGGUGGGCGCCGCACCGGCCCGGCCUGCUGCUCCCUCGGCUGAGGAGGAGGGAGGAGAGGACAUGCAGGCCACGGUGGCGCAGAUCACGGGCGUGCUGGGCGCCAUCCUCACCCCGCUUUUCUACCGCGGACUCUUCGCUUUCCUGACCUGGUGGGUGGCCGUUUGCCAAGUGAUCACCAGCCUCUUUGGCCUCUACUUCCACCAGUACCUGGCAGCCUCCUAACCACAGCUGCAGCAGGGCCCAGGGCUACAUGCCACGUGACCUGCAGGGCCCCGUGGGCUACAUGCCACGGGCUGGGGCUGGGAAUAGUUCCCACCCAACGGCUCUCUGCCCUGCGUCCAGCCCCUCUCCUCUCCUGCCUGGGCCUGGGAACGCCAGCUGCCCCCGCUUCGUGUAGAGACAACCGGCCUCCCUGCUGGGACCCGCCUGUCAGGCCGAGGCCGCUGGCUGGUUGUCUGCACCCACCGAAGGGGCAGGAGUAACUUGCCGGGGGUGUUGGCGCAUCAGCGUCUCCCCAGCCUGCAGGGUGGGGGAGGGGCCCCAAGCACAGCAUCUUCCAGGCUAUUUCUCCUCAGCCUGCUUCGGCCGAGCCCCUCCCCCUCCCCCCGCCACGGCAGGGACGGUCUCCCCUACACGGCUUCUUGUGCAUGGGCCACGUUCUCCUGCCGGCCUCCCACCGAGAGCUCAGGUACCCUCGCAGCCAGCGACUCCGGCGCCAGCCUCAGCUUCCUCCCCCACCUCCCACCCCAGAAGGAGCCUGCAGGUGGGGAACAUGAGAUGAUUCAGCUGGGAGCCAGAGACCUAGAGGGCUGGGGGCUCCCGGGACCCGGCGUGGGCGUGGGCGGGCUGGGGGCUCCCGGGACCCGGCGUGGGCGUGGGCGGGCUGGGGGCUCCCGGGUCCCGGCGUGGGCGUUGGCGGGCUGGGGGCUCCCGGCAUGGGCGUUGGCGGGCUGGGGCUCCGGGACCCUGCGUGGGCGUUGGCGGGCUGGGGGCUCCCGGGACCCGGCGUGGGCGUUGGCGGGCUGGGGCUCCGGGACCCUGCGUGGGCGUUGGCGGGCUGGGGGCUCCCGGGACCCGGCGUGGGCGUUGGCGGGCUGGGGGCUCCCGGCAUGGGCGUUGGCGGGCUGGGGCUCCGGGACCCGGCGUGGGCGUUGGCGGGCUGGGGGCUCCCGGGACCCGGCGUGGGCGUUGGCGGGCUGGGGGCUCCCGGGACCCGGCGUGGGCGUUGGCGGGCUGGGGGCUCCCGGCAUGGGCGUUGGCGGGCUGGGGCUCCGGGACCCUGCGUCGGCGUUGGCGGGCUGGGGGCUCCCGGGACCCAGCGUGGGCGUUGGCGGGCUGGGGGCUCCCGGGUCCCGGCGCAGUUGCUGACACCAGUGCAGGGUGCUCCCAUGGCACGCUCUGUCCUGCUGUCAAUGGCCACGCAGGGCAAUGGAGGAAGGGGGACUAGGCCUACAAGUGAAAUGGGCCUGACACAGCCGAGCUCUAGCGCUUGGUAUUGCAGGAAGCAGGGGGGUGGGGGGACGCUGAGGCUGGGAAAGGGGGAGAGGACGCUGGCUCAGACUCACGCCUAGAAGCCGGAAUGGAAAUCCACCGGGCAGCAGAGGAGACGGGCUGGCCCCAGCGCAGCCUCCCGCACGGCAGACAGAGCGGUGGCUGCCCCGCAUCCACCCCUUGGCCUGUGUAUCAGGCGCAAUCCAGAUCCCGUCACUUGGGUGCCUGCUGCUCCAGGGCUGGGCCCUUUCGCUGCUCCAGCUCUCGCCAGCAGGACCCCAGAGCAAACCCCAUCCCAGCAGGGAACUUGCAGCCCUUCGCUUGUGCCGGGCCAGGCUUGCACCAGCUGGCCCUGGGCUGGGGUGUCAUGGGCUGCAGGGCACGGUGCAGGUGGGAAAUCACUGGAUGAUUUAUUAGAACAACUCUUUUUUGGUAGCUUUGUUCUUCCACAGCUCGGGUUUGACCAGGGCUGAGGCACUCGCUCCCUGCUGGGGGGAGGUGUUGGACGUUUGCCCCAAUAAAGGCAUAAAUAACAAUUCUCCCUAACACUGUGGGUGUUUGGCAUGGGGUUUCUGGGGCCUGCAUUUGAUUUAAUUUCUCCUCAGGAAAUCAUCCCCCUCCUCUGUGUAAAAUCACCCAGCCCAGUGGCCUUACUGAUUCUGACUUCUAGAAUAAAUGCAACCAGGUACAGGGAUAUUUUAUGAAUAAAUACAUAAAACUGGUAA